Mus musculus (house mouse) is the source of this 11793-nucleotide messenger RNA. RefSeq names its product solute carrier family 4 (anion exchanger), member 8 (gene Slc4a8). Gene Ontology annotation, biological process: sodium ion transmembrane transport; chloride transmembrane transport; monoatomic anion transport. Gene Ontology annotation, molecular function: solute:inorganic anion antiporter activity; sodium ion transmembrane transporter activity; secondary active transmembrane transporter activity. The transcript has 25 exons. Gene Ontology annotation, cellular component: axon terminus; membrane; neuron projection. NCBI's taxonomy places the organism in Eukaryota, Metazoa, Chordata, Mammalia, Rodentia, Muridae. The record is from RefSeq and is marked validated. Bases 184 to 3453 code for a protein of 1089 amino acids.
GAUUGGCUGCUGCGGGCGCCUCGCGGGCUGAUGGCUAUGAAGGUGGCGCCGGUUGAUGGUUGACCGAUCCUUGGAUCCAGGGUAGGGGUCGCUGCGCGUGCGAUCGUCUCACACUGGACUACAGGGCGCGGACUGCUGCAGCUCAACCUGGAACCUACCGGCGAGACCAGGCUCCGCCCGGCCAUGCCCGCCGGGAGCAACGAGCCGGACGGCGUCCUCAGCUAUCAGAGGCCAGAUGAGGAAGCUGUGGUGGAUCAGGGUGGGACCAGCACAAUUCUCAACAUUCACUAUGAGAAAGAAGAGUUGGAAGGUCAUAGAACUCUGUAUGUGGGGGUUCGGAUGCCGCUGGGGAGGCAGAGCCAUCGGCACCACCGCACUCAUGGCCAGAAGCACCGGAGACGAGGAGGGCGGGGCAAAGGAGCCAGCCAGGGCGAGGAGGGCUUGGAAGCCUUGGCCCACGACACCCCGUCUCAGCGUGUUCAGUUCAUUCUUGGCACUGAGGAAGAUGAAGAACAUGUGCCUCAUGAGCUCUUCACAGAGCUGGACGAGAUCUGUAUGAAAGAGGGGGAAGAUGCUGAGUGGAAGGAGACGGCCAGGUGGCUGAAGUUUGAAGAGGAUGUGGAGGACGGGGGAGAGCGCUGGAGCAAGCCUUACGUGGCCACGCUCUCUCUGCACAGCCUGUUUGAGCUGAGGAGCUGCCUCAUCAACGGCUCUGUGCUUCUGGACAUGCGUGCAAGUAGCAUAGAGGAGAUCUCAGACCUGAUCCUGGACCAGCAGGAGCUGCUCCGAGACCUGAGCGACAGCGUGAGGGUUAAAGUGCGGGAAGCCCUGCUGAAGAAGCACCACCACCAGAACGAGAGGAGGAGGAACAACCUCAUCCCCAUCGUCCGCUCCUUCGCUGAGGUUGGCAAGAAGCAGUCUGACCCGCACUCCAUGGACAGAGAUGGGCAAACGGUGUCUCCUCAGUCAGCUACAAACCUUGAAGUGAAGAAUGGUGUGAACUGUGAGCACAGCCCUGUGGAUCUAAGCAAGGUGGAUCUUCACUUCAUGAAAAAAAUUCCCACGGGGGCAGAGGCCUCCAAUGUCCUGGUGGGAGAGGUGGAUACGCUGGACCGGCCCAUCGUGGCCUUCGUGAGGCUCUCCCCGGCUGUGCUGCUCUCUGGCCUGACGGAAGUGCCCAUCCCAACGAGGUUUUUGUUUAUCUUACUGGGCCCAGUGGGAAAAGGGCAGCAGUACCAUGAGAUUGGCAGGUCCAUGGCCACCAUCAUGACGGACGAGAUUUUUCAUGAUGUGGCAUAUAAAGCAAAGGAACGCGAUGACCUCCUGGCAGGGAUUGACGAGUUCCUGGACCAGGUGACGGUGCUUCCGCCAGGGGAGUGGGACCCAUCUAUUAGAAUUGAGCCACCCAAGAAUGUCCCUUCCCAGGAAAAAAGGAAAAUGCCCGGUGUUCCAAACGGAAACGUUUGCCACAUAGAACCAGAGCCACAUGGGGGGCACAGUGGGCCAGAACUGGAGCGGACUGGGCGGCUGUUUGGGGGCUUGGUGCUGGAUGUCAAGCGGAAGGCUCCCUGGUACUGGAGUGACUACCGGGAUGCUCUCAGCUUACAGUGUCUGGCCUCCUUCCUGUUCCUGUACUGUGCCUGCAUGUCGCCCGUUAUCACCUUCGGGGGACUGCUGGGAGAAGCCACUGAAGGACGCAUAAGUGCGAUUGAGUCGUUGUUUGGAGCGUCCAUGACGGGGAUUGCCUACUCUCUGUUUGCUGGGCAGCCUCUCACCAUCCUGGGAAGCACGGGGCCCGUGCUGGUGUUUGAAAAGAUUUUGUUCAAAUUCUGCAAGGACUAUGCCCUUUCGUACCUGUCCCUGCGGGCUCUCAUCGGGCUGUGGACUGCCUUCCUGUGCAUCGUCCUGGUGGCCACGGAUGCCAGCUCCCUCGUCUGCUACAUUACCCGCUUCACCGAGGAAGCGUUUGCCUCCCUGAUUUGUAUCAUCUUCAUCUAUGAAGCCAUAGAAAAGCUGAUCCACCUGGCAGAGACCUACCCCAUCCACAUGCACAGCCAGCUGGACCACCUGAGCCUCUAUUACUGCAGGUGUGUGCUCCCGGAGAAUCCAAACAACCACACCUUACAGUAUUGGAAGGACCACAACAUCCUGGCUGCCGAAGUGAACUGGGCAAACCUGACAGUCAGCGAAUGCCAGGAGAUGCACGGGGAGUUCAUGGGAUCUGCCUGCGGUCACCACGGACCCUACACGCCCGACGUGCUCUUUUGGUCCUGCAUUCUGUUCUUCGCCACCUUCAUCGUCUCCAGCACCUUAAAGACAUUUAAGACAAGCCGCUACUUCCCGACCAGGGUCCGCUCCAUGGUGAGUGACUUCGCCGUGUUCCUCACCAUCUUCACCAUGGUGGUCCUUGACUUUCUGAUUGGCGUCCCGUCGCCAAAGCUUCAGGUUCCCAAUGUGUUCAAGCCAACAAGGGACGAUCGAGGAUGGUUUAUUAAUCCCAUUGGCCCCAAUCCCUGGUGGACUGUGAUAGCCGCAAUUAUCCCAGCUCUCCUGUGCACUAUCCUGAUAUUCAUGGACCAGCAGAUCACCGCUGUCAUCAUUAACAGGAAGGAACACAAGCUCAAGAAAGGCUGUGGCUACCACCUGGACCUGCUCAUGGUGGCCGUCAUGCUGGGAGUUUGCUCCAUCAUGGGCCUGCCUUGGUUUGUGGCCGCGACCGUCCUGUCCAUUACCCAUGUGAACAGCCUCAAGCUGGAAUCCGAAUGCUCUGCCCCCGGGGAGCAGCCCAAGUUCUUGGGCAUCCGGGAACAGAGAGUCACAGGGCUUAUGAUCUUCGUGCUGAUGGGCUGCUCAGUCUUCAUGACAGCUGUCUUAAAGUUUAUCCCGAUGCCAGUGCUCUACGGAGUUUUCCUCUACAUGGGAGUCUCUUCGCUACAAGGAAUCCAGUUCUUCGACCGUCUGAAGCUUUUCGGGAUGCCUGCAAAACACCAGCCAGACUUCAUCUACCUGCGGCACGUGCCGCUGCGCAAGGUGCACCUGUUCACGCUAGUGCAGCUCACCUGCCUCGUCCUGCUCUGGGUCAUCAAGGCAUCGCCGGCCGCCAUUGUUUUCCCAAUGAUGGUGCUGGCCUUGGUCUUCGUCAGGAAAGUCAUGGAUCUCUGCUUCUCCAAGCGUGAGCUAAGCUGGCUGGACGACCUCAUGCCUGAGAGCAAAAAGAAGAAGCUGGACGAUGCGAAGAAGAAGGAGGAGGAGGAGGCCGAGAAGAUGUUGGACAUUGGGGGUGACAAGUUUCCCCUGGAAAGCAGGAAGCUGCUAAGUAGUCCUGGCAAGAGCAGCAGCUUCAGAUGUGACCCUUCUGAGAUUAAUAUAUCAGAUGAAAUGCCUAAAACCACGGUCUGGAAGGCUCUCAGCAUAAAUUCCGGAAAUACAAAAGAAAAAAGCCCCUUCAACUGAGAGUCUCUGCUGAGUGGAAGAUUUGGACCAUGAGGUGCCUCGGAGAAGUUCUGGGUUUUAACAAAAUGGCGAGUCUCUCCGGGAAGAAGCCGAGCUGAGUCUGGCCCCGUUCUUGGUCAUCUCAAAGCCAUGCCACAUGGAAGCAUUCAGUCACUCCCGGUGUGCGUUUGGAGGACAUCCAGCUACCCACAUACCAGCAGCCAGGCGCCAGUCGGGUCAUGGUGGGGCCGCCUCCCGCUGCCUCCUUUCCUCUUCCUUCUCUCUCUUCAGAGCUGCCAUCAUUAAAGAGCCAGCUUCCAUUUUCAGACAUUUUCUCUGAUACUCUGCUGGCCUGGUAAGCCACACGAGUCCAUUCUGUCACAGAGGAUUCCCUCUUCCGAACGAUAGCCUGGGGUAGUGGCAGAGGCAGGACAAGGGCAGGCUCUCCAGCAGCCUGUGCCUUGGUUUCCUUUCUGCCUGGGAAGGGGAUGUUGGACAGGCAGACACAGUAGCAGGUCUGCUGCCUGAGCUCCACCAUCCAGGCAUCAACAGCAACCACCACAGUGAGCUGCCUCUGGCCUGGGGUCAUCUGCAUCACCUCCAGAAGCAGUGGGCAUAACGUUGUGAGUCCUUGGAAGAUGCGGGGACAGCAUGAGAGCAGGAGUUUAGCUGAUGUCAGGAAAGGCCUAGGGGAAGCCAGCAGCGCUCGGAGUGUGAGCAUCUUUCCCUGGAACGAGAGAAAGAGGAGCCUAACUUGCUAUGGAAGCACUUAGGUUUCCAGGCCUGGAGAUCUGUUCCAGGUCUGUUUUUUUAAGUCUAGGAAAGUCUUGCUGACAGCUGUUUGUAGGAAGGAAGGUGGAUCGGGGCUGCUGCGGCUGCUCUGUGUGAACUGUUUGACUUGAUGCUGCUACCUCUCGUGGUGACAUUGUUAUAACACCCUGGAGAGACCCGAGUGCUCAUGGAUGUCCCUUAGCUGCCUUAGUCGGGAGAACCAUCAUCAUCCACUCGGUGGACCCAAACCGCCAUCAGCCAUGUGACUUCCUAAUCAUGGGUUUCUUUUGGUUGACAAGUUCUGGCUCAGGUGUAAAAGCCACACGAAGAAAUGAGCUGUAAGCGGUGGCAUCACUUUGGAUACUUAGUUUAAAAGUAUAUGUGUGAUUUUCUAUGUUCCAAAACUAUCAUGAGUUUUUUGGCCCGAGCAAGUGUAGACCUCCCCUUCCUUUGUGCCCAGACUGUGACUAGUGAGCUGGGACAGUCUCUGUCCAGAGACCACACACACACAGUGAGCUCUCUUCCUCUCCUGGCUGAAGAGGCUCUACAUCAUUCGAUCACAGUUUGCUCCCCCUCAGACUCGCUGAAACAUCUAGUCCUUCUCUGAAGGUCUUAGGUGUCGGGGGCCACCCCGUGUUGCCCGUUCCUCCCUACCUGUCAGGACCACUGCCAUAUUGAUGCAAGAUAUUUGACAAUUGAUACAGGACAGACACGAGCCACACAGAGCCGGUGUCUUCUGUAGAAUAGUGGUGGGCACUGCUGUUCAGGGCCUGUGGGAUGAACGUGACCCUGCUUCCGAUCCCAGAAUGGCCUCUGGAAUGUGGGUUUGUCUGGUCUUUACUCAUGGGAGAUGUGCGUUCCAUCUGAGCAGCCACCCUGGCUUGCUCUCAGGUAGCACAUACUGCAACAGGUGGGUUUCCUAGAAAUCAGUGGACAUUCAAGUCUCUGUUAGCCAAACAGCCCAAGCAUGUCACUUGAGGACAGAUUUAAUAAGCAUAGCCUUGCCCACCUUGGAUUAGGAGCCGGCCUGUCAGUGGGAAAGGUUUUUGAUGCCUUCCUGGCCCUCCUCACACUUCUGGAACUCGAGUCUUUUCUCACUGCUUGCAUUCUCUGGGAACACCCCUCUCUUCCCGGACUGGUUUCUCCUCUGUUUUUCCUGCCACCUUCUGUGUAGGGAAACUGAUGACUGCUUCACCCUGCCCUGGCCUCAGUGCACUUGAGAGACAUAAUGGUGAGGACCCUGACGUAUGAGGGAGCCAGUGACUUGUCACUGAAACUUACUCUUCCCACACGAUGACGCUUGUGCAGCCUCCUGUGAGCUAUGCCCUGGGCUGGAGGGUGGAGGCUGCUCUCGCCCGCCCUGAGCAAUGCACUUGUGGAGCCUCAUGCCCAUGUUUGCACUGGUCAUCUCUUCUAUGACAAGGGUCGCUCUCAGACACGUCUUGAAUGUGGCCAGCUAAUGUCAUGACUUGCUGGUAAUGUCAGCUGGUGGUGUGAGUGGAGUUGGGGGGCUGGGACUCAAGAACACGUUAAUUGAAGCCUUGGCUCUGAGGGAAAAGAUGGAGGGUUCCUAAGUGGCCAGUUGCUUCCCGAUGACCAUCAGGGAAGGGUUGCUGUAGAGAAAGGUGAAGAGCUGGAGAGACGGAAUGUGCAAGUGCCAAGUGUGUUUGGUUGCAUAACACAUGCAACUUGGGAAGCUUUGUCAGGAGGCUCCGGACUUUCCCACUCCCAGCCCCAUGUUGGGUCUCCUUAACCAUGAAAACCUGUCUUCCCGAUAGAGGGAAAGUGAACCAUCUCUCUCCAAAAGACAGUUGCGGUUUCUCAUUGUCGGUGAUGGAGCAGACUUUUAAAUUACUCACUAAUGUUGGAUGAAAAUGUGGUAUUCACUAAGUUCCCAGCCUGCCCAGACUCUGCAGAGUCUGUGGUUUAUGAUCGUCCAGAAAAGGACAGUUCCUAACUCCACUUUUCCUUGACCUGCUCAGCUCAGCAGACCUGCUCCUUAGUGGGGAGGCAGGGGUUCUCCUUGUAUCCUGUGUAGUAGGUGCAGUGUCUGUCCUGCCUCUCCACUUGUCCUGGGUUGUAGUGAGUAGCAGACACACUGUCUCCUGUGUGUCUCCCACCACUGGGCCGCUCGAUGUCCCUGAAGAUCUUUUGAUGUAAUUUAAUCGUAUGGGUGUUUUACCUUCACACAGGCCUUUGCACCACAUGUCCCCCAUGCUUCAGGAGAUCAGAAGGAAUCCGAUCCUCCUGGAGCUGGAGUUACAAAUAGCUGUGUGCUUCCAUGUGGAUGCUGGGGAUUUAAUUGAACCUGGGUGUAGCUGGUCUUUGCUACUUUGUGGGUUAUUUUCUCACCCUUUGCUCCCUCUCCCAGUUUCACUCCUUGACACUAGAUAGGACAAAAACGGGGGGCGAGAGGGAGAGGGAGAGAGAGAGAGAGAUCGAGAUCAAGAGAGACACCCCUGUAUCUAAAUUCCUUUCUUCUUUGAACACUACGAAGAAACCACAACCAACCACACACAACUCCCAAACAACCAACAACCACCCAUCCUGCUUUUUGGGAGCCUAGCAUUUAUAGACUUUCUGAAAAGUUCCUAGAAUUCCAAAACUUGACACAAUGCCAGAGACUGUCUGCAGCUGGCAAAACCACACUUCUGCUAGAGCACUAGGCAAAUCAUGUCAGCUGCUGCCGACACUCCAAAGCAGCCCCACAUCCCCACACCUGGGGACUAAAAUGAUAACAUAUUCUUAUAUUUGUUUUUUAAAGAAACCAGAAUUCCAGAGUUCUCACCACGAUUCCCCACUUCUGUUUUAAGUCAUUAAUUGUGCUGUGUAUAUCAGGAAAUUAUAAACAGACAUUUUCAAGGAACUGAGUGUUCAGGUUAGUGCCAAGGUGUUGAGGAGACCUCUCCUGCUCGGUCCUAAUCUUUAUCAGUUUUGAUGGUAUCCACAGCUUUUCGUUUCCUGUGGAAGUAUAAACAAUUCCCCAUCCCCAAUGCAAAACUUUUCUGUUCUAAUAUUAACACAUCUUUAUUCUAUAUUGUAAAAAAUUCAGUUUUUCCUCUCGGCCCCUGCUCCAGGAAUGACCACUCCAAGACUCCUUAUUAUUAAAUGCCUUGGCCAGAAGCCUUGCCUCAUCCAUGACUGGCUCGUAACCUAUUCAACCCAUUCAAACUCUUCUAUGUCAUCCUCAUGGUUACUUCUCCUCAGUCCCGGCUUGCUUCAUCCUUCUCACUACCUCCUCCUUGUCUCACUAUCUCCCAGAAUCCUCUCUUCCUGCCAUUGUCCCACCUCCUAUUUCUUGCUUCAGCUCAUUGGCCAUUGGUGGUUUUUAUUGACAAGAGAUGCUAAUAAGAGAUUCUACAGUACAUAGGCUGAUGUAAUUCCACAGUUUUUUUUCUAAAACCCAGAGUAUCUCAACUGCUGCUGUUCCUUUCUCAUUAAUAUUCAGAAAAUUUAAAGUUAGCAGAGAGUAAUUGUCUCUUUUUUUCUCUUUGCUUUAUAAGCAUUUCCUUUAGGUAAAAUGAGAUCUUUCUACAACUGCCUGUCCUGUAGGAUUGCAUGAAUAUUAAUCUGAGCACUGCACAGUUGUAGAAGAGCCCUUCCCCAUAGACUGAUGGGUCGGUCAGAGUCCUUCCCCAUAGACUGAUGGGUCGGUCAGAGCCCUUCCCCAUAGACUGAUGGGUAGAUCAGCCACAUCAGGUCUUAGCUUUCCUGUUAGACCUUCUGGUCCCACACAUUUCACCCAUUGCACACUUUGUUUUAUCUGAGAUAAAUUUCCGAUUCCUAGAAACUGUAUAAACCUUCCAAAGUGGCCAUUCUGAAUUCCAAGAUUUUUUUGUGAACUGAUAGUUACAUCAGCGCCUGUAUCCACAAAUUUGUCUACUUCAGUACCUUUUAUGUGAAAUUUUAAUAUUUGCCUCUGAUCAUUAACAACUGUUUGCCGGAACACAUGCUUUUCAGUCCUUUCAGACCCUCCUGUUCUCUCUACUGGAGCAGCUUUGUCUCUGGGACAGGGAAACAGUAGCAGCCGAACAAGCCUCUAUCACCUGCAUUAAUUUGCAUCUCUCUCCCUCUCCCUCACACACACACAUGCCAUAACUUUAAUUUCUCCUUUGAAAUCUUCAUGUAUGAUUCCUGGGUGCACAGUGAAUCCUUGGGGAAUCAAUCCAUCUAUUCUCAAGAUCAUCCCACUGUCUCUGCAGGCAAAGGAGCACGAACUCUCUCGAAGUUUUGGAUAUAGAGUAAUGCUUUUCUGUGGCCGAGUCUAGAGCAGCACUGCCUGCAGAGGUGUUAGAUCUCCAGUGCUGAGUGCAGGUUUUAGUCUGCGUGUUAUGGCUUGACUGGAACAGCUCACAGUCUUUGCUUGGUGGGGAGCUAAGCUAGGCCCCCAAGGCUGUUUCCUUGAAUAUCUCUUUUGGAUCUGCAUUCCGGAAUCCAGUGGCUGCCUUUGCCAAAGUGCAUACACAUUGCAGGAAGCCUACGAGUCCUGUUUCAGAUUCAGGAAAACCAUUGCCUCUAGAAAUGACUGAUUCACUCUUCUGCUGCAAAGUACUGUCUUUCUCCCAGUUAACGCACUGGGUGGGUAUUUUGAGGUCAGAGAUUUUUAGCUCUAGCUUGGCCUGUUCUAUUAGCGUGGUACACAUUAGAACCAAUAUCGAUCACAUCCCUUAUCCAUUCUGCCAUAGACGCUUGCUCGAGCCUUUAACGUUUCGAUAACUUUUUUGCAUUUGGUUAUUCGCCUUUUCAACAACUAAGGCCUCUAUCAACACCUGCCUUCAUCUUGAUCUGGUACGGCUUCCUUCACAGCUGAGACUAAUCUUUGUAAUCAGUGAAGGCUUCUCAGAAGCCCUGUAUAAUCUUUAUAAAUGAGGUGGUCUUUUUCCUGGGCCCCUCAAAUUUGUCCCAAGUUUUAAAGCCACCAAGCAACAUUGUUCAGUAGUAAUAUUAUGUGAUUGAACCUGUUCUUGUAUAUCAGAGCCCUGCCCUUCACCCAGCAAUGGUGGAGCUGAUGGGAUUCGGCUCAGAGAGCUGCCGCUGGAGCUGCUGCUUGUGGUGCUAAGGACUAGAGAAUGAUGGGAAAAUCCUACACUGAGUGGCUGAAGCAAGGCAAGCUCCAACAACUUUGUUUUCUCCUUCAGCUCGUUUGUACCCAAAAGUGGUCACCACAAAACACUUUUGAAAAACAUGUUAAAAUCACUACACAAACUGAAAUUACAACAGGAUUACUGCUUGCAUAUCCUUCUUUUGGAACUUUGACCUAACUCUACAUUCCUCAUCUGUCUUUCUCUCCACAAGUUCACUGCCACCCCAAAGCAAUAAUUCUCUUGUCAUAGACUAACAAAGCUUAAGCAGACCAAGUAGAGAGUAGUAUGUUUCUCCCAGUGCUUAGAUGGUGACAAUCUUGUUUGCUAAGGAACAGGUCAUCUGUCUUGCAUCUUGUUUUUGAAGUCUUGGUCAGCUAGACUGGCUAGUCCUCUCUCUCUGUUCUUACAUACACAGUGAAGUCCCCUGCUCUUCGUUCAUGACCUUCCUUCUCAUGGUGCACACAGAAACCAGUGCCACACCUCUGGAUCACAAGAUCAAGGAACUUAGACCCAACCUGGAAUGAAUGUCUUGUUUGAUAAUUAACUUGUCCCCAGCCUGUUUUUCUUGCUCCUACAAUCGCGCGCUUGCAACGCUGAGGGCUCACUGGCGCCCUCACCUGUGCCAGUCUAUGAGAAAGGGCCACACUCUGUUCUCGAUUCGAACUUUGAACUUUCUAUCAAAUACUCUUAACUUCCCCAAAAUUUUAAAUUAAACUAACUUCCCCAAACUACUUUAAAUUGGGAAUUCCAUAAAAUCAUUAAUUCAUGUAAGCAGCAUUAUCUCAGGAAUGUUCAUCUUCAGGUUGAUCUUCAGGAAACUUGCCCCACAGAGUGGGCUACCACCCAGAAGUGGUCACUCCAGGCUACGGAGGCAGUGAGUGUCUCACUAUGUCAAGUACAUGAGGGAUAUAGCAGUGACAAACAUGAGAAGGCACAGCAGUAGCAAGAAGCAUCCCUGGGACGAAGCCCCUAGGGCUGGACAUCUCCAGGGCACACCCACCCAUCACAGCCAAGCAGAGCUGCAGGCUCCAGGGCACACCCACCCAUCACAGCCAAGCAGAGCUGCAGGCUCCAGGGCACACCCACCCAUCACUGCCAAGCAGAGCUGCAGGCUCCAGGGCACACCCACCCAUCACUGCCAAGCAGAGCUGCAGGCUCCAGGGCACACCCACCCAUCACAGCCAAGCAGAGCUGCAGGCUGGCUCCAGGAAGCUCACUUGCCCACUGCAGCUCCCCCUGCAUGGCGUUCACCGUCCCUUGGAGGAAAGAAUCCCACUCGGAGCUCCUCACUGUGCCACAGCUAAGGCGGCCGCUGAUGCUCCCAGGAGAGGGACUGGAUGGCUAUGUUCUGACGUGACAAGUUGAGGGACUGAGAAUCCUUAAGCUCCCAUGCUCACCUGUAUUGAUCUCCAUUCACCGUAAACAGAAAAACACGUCCAGAGGCCAAAUAGAGGCAAACUUUCUACUGUAGAUAAAAAUGACUCUUGGUAUCUGCCUCCAACAGCCUUGGUUUUUCAAGGCAGGGUCUCACUGUGUAGAGCAAGCUAGCCUUGACCUUGCUGUAACUUUCUUGCCUCCCAGCCGCUGGGUCAAGCAUGCACAACCAUACCUGGCUUUGCCCUUGGUCUCUCUUAGGCGGACUCAGUUCUUCUUCAGUACCUUUUUCUUUGUGGCCAGAAAGGAGAAUUCGUGAAGUAAUGCGGUUUGGAGUGCAUGAGAGGAAUGCCGUCUUCUCAUUCACAGGCAUAAAUUGUCUUAGGUUCUGUGCUCAGUGGGAAUGGAUUGGUUUGCGCGCGGGGGAGCGGGGGGGGGGGGCCGAAGAGAAGAGGAACAGCGUCCCCCACUCCAGAGCUAACCCACCCUGAGGAUCAGAGGAUAGAGUUUUCCACUAAGCAGGGUUUCCUGAGCAACAGGGAGGCCCUCCAUCCCUCACACCCACAAACCUUUUCUAAGCCCAGAAGCAGUCUUGACGUGGACAUCGCUUUCAGGGUUUAUGGGUGACUUCAGCGUGCAUGGUUUCACUUGUGCAACAGUGCGAGGCACCAGCCUGAGUGUGCAACCUCUCCUUUUGUGAAAGAAACCAAAAUUCUUCCUGUGUCUCCUCCUCUCUGGUCUCUGUGUGUUGAUUGGUUAGAAGUGGCUGAUGGUGUCCCUUGGAGAGCAGAGCAACCUUCCCAUGGAAGGGGACACUUUGAGGUGCUGGUGUGUCUCCCUCAUUUUCUAUGUUCUUCUCUCUAGUAGGUCUCAAGUAGAGACAGAUAUUUUUGUUUUAGAGAUUCCAAAGUCUAUAUUUUUAGUGUAAGAAAUGUACCCUCUCCACACUUCAUGUCGUAAAUAGAACUGGGAAUAAGAUGUGCAAUUGUGAUCACCCUGUAACAAUGUAUGGUAGACAUGAGGCCCCGGGGCAGGUGACUUGGUGUGUCUCUGAGCCCUCCUCUCUGCCUGCCCACACACAUGUGUGCUCAGCUCUUUGAGUGACAAAUAAAGCCCAUGUUAUAAACUGAUU